This is a messenger RNA of Anopheles coluzzii, 1630 nucleotides long. RefSeq lists its product as uncharacterized. NCBI's taxonomy places the organism in Eukaryota, Metazoa, Arthropoda, Insecta, Diptera, Culicidae. The transcript is spliced from 2 exons. The coding region runs from base 263 to 1630 and encodes 455 amino acids. Gene Ontology annotation, molecular function: zinc ion binding; nucleic acid binding. The record is from RefSeq and is a predicted model, not a curated record.
UUCUAACUAAGUACACUUUAUCAAGAUAACUGCCAUGAAGGCUGCGGAAGUCAACAACAGAAAAAACCGAUGAAAUAAAAGAAGAGAGUGACAGAAGUUGUAAAUGGAUCGAGUUGUGUUUUUUUGCCAACAAGUAAAACCGCAGAAAUAUCACCAGAUUUAAUAUCUAAUCAUCAUUUUUGGUCCUUCGAAAGCCGGAUCUGCGGACUAUUCCAUCGAUCUAUUUUAAUUUAACCACGCAUCACCAUUUAUCUUUUCAAGAAUGCCACCGAAGAAAGCGAUGCCAUCCAAGGUGGACAUGAUGCGCGUCACCUCGCAAAUACAUAACCUAGAAAGCUUCGUCCAAGCGUACACCAGCGAACAUGCCUCCCAAUGUGAAUCCCGGUUGGAAACCCUAGAAAAGUGCUGGAUAGCAUUUGAUAGCAUGCAAACAGUUCUAGAGGAUGGGGAAGAAGAUGAACAACAACUUACACGCCUGUUUAAAGAACGGAAUGAAAUGUACGAUCGUUACUGCUUCAUUAAGGGCCAUCUAACAUCAUGCAAAAUGGAAAUGAACAGCACAGUAAUUGAAAAUGAUUUGAACGCGAGCAUCCCUGUUGCUGCUUCCCCACACCUACACCUGCCGAAAAUAAGUUUACCGACAUUUGAUGGAAAAAUUACUGAAUGGCUCAGCUUCAAAGAUAGAUUCACAGCAAUGAUUGCAUCAUCUACCGAUAUUCCGGAUGUUAUGAAACUGGAGUACCUUCUAGCUUCGUUAAAGGGUGAUGUUUCUAAACGGUUUGAGUAUGUUGACAUUGCUGCCGAAAAUUAUUCAACCACUUGGAAAGCGUUGCUAGAUAGAUACGACAAUACCAGAGCACUAAAGCGUGAAUACUUUAAAGCCAUUUACUCCGUCGCACCUAUGAAAGAUAGUUCUAUAGAAGAAUUGCGUCGCGUAACCGAUGAAUUUGCUCGACUUACCCAAGGAGCAAGCAAAUUGAAAGAGCCUAUUAACCAUUGGGAUACGCCGCUUGCCAAUUUGUUGCUUUACAAACUUGAUCCAAACAGCGUCUUAGCUUGGGAACAAUUCUCUUCAAGUGAUGAUAAUGAUAGUUUCUCUAAACUCAUUGAUUUUUUACACUCAAGAAUCCGAAUUCUAGCCGCACCAGCCCAAGUUUCAUUGUCAUCGCCUAAACCAAGUACGUCGAAGGUGGCCGGUAAUAAACAAAGUAAGAGCUUGGCGAACGCCAGCGUAGCGUCCACAUCCAACCGUUGCCACGCCUGUGACCAAUCACACCUACUCUUCCAAUGCGAUGUUUUCAAAUCAAUGAAUGUUAGUGAACGUAGAAAGCUCGUCAACACGAAUAAAUUAUGUUUCAAUUGCUUUAGAAGUGGUCAUGCAGCAAGGGAAUGUAGAUCGCAUCAUAAAUGCUACAAAUGUAAACGCAACCACCAUACAUUACUCCAUUUAGAAGAGCUUACAACCAUAAAUGAAGAUACAUCCACAAAUGUACAAGUUGAUACGACUUCACAUAUUUGCACCAAUAAUUUAACCGUAUUACUACAAACUGCAGCAGUUAAUGUAAUAGAUGAUGCCGGAAACAGUUAUCAAGAAUUGGCCAGCGUGAAAGUAACAUCAACCGCGCUAUAG